AUGUUUUCUACCCAUCUCCUUUUUGGCGAUUUGAUAUUGACUUAUCCCGUCAAAAUCAAAUACGCCCCCUUUAUUUGUUGUACAUACCACACCCUCUGUGAUGCCUUUCCUCUCUCAUCCUCCUUUCCAAACCUUUUACAUGCCUUGAAUGAUUCAAAACGGCCUCUCCUACCAAUCCUCAUCCCACACGGCAUCAUUUCCUCCACUCUCCUCUUCUUUUCCUUUUCGUUCCUGCAUAUACUUCUUUUUUCAAUAUUGCCCUUGUUAAUUCGAGCUUUGGAGGCAUGUCAUAAACCCUGGACCCUGCCUGGUUCCUGCUAUACCCAUACAUAUACCAUACACCGAAAUACCCAUAGCGAAGCCAGCCAGUCCCAGCCAGCCAGCCAGUUCAAACCAUUCUCGCCAUCUUGUUUGAUUUCAUACCUGUGCUGCGUUGUGUUGCUUUGUUUUUCUUCUACUUUCUACUUCUCCCCUCUCCCCUUUUUUGGCUUUUACAUCUUUGUUUAA
Trichophyton benhamiae CBS 112371 is the source of this 507-nucleotide messenger RNA. RefSeq lists its product as uncharacterized. The record is from RefSeq and is a predicted model, not a curated record. NCBI's taxonomy places the organism in Eukaryota, Fungi, Ascomycota, Eurotiomycetes, Onygenales, Arthrodermataceae. The coding region runs from base 1 to 507 and encodes 168 amino acids. The transcript has a single exon.